GUCAAUUCAGUCUCCGUUAAACUUCUCGUCUCAUAUUUUUUACCCUCGUUUAUUUUAUAAAACUCAAACUCCAACUCCGACUAUGUGUUAAAACAUAUAAAUUAGUUGAAUAAAAAAAAGUAAAAUAAAUUUUAAUUUAAAUAGAUAAAUAAAAAACAGUAAAAAUGUUUGUACAAGUGCAUUCGCUGUCAAAGAUAUUGAUAAUAACUUUAAUAAUAAACGAAGUAUCUUCGGCAUGUGUGCAAGUGAACAAUGACGACAUGAUUGAGUAUUCAUGCGAAAAUGGUUCACCGAACGAUCUUUACUCAAUACCCGAACGAACUGAAAAAAUCCGUAUAACAAAUAUGGACUUGUCUUAUAUUACAACCGAUACAUUUUCGCGCUUCGCGGACAAUCUCUGGGUCCUCUCGUGCUCGCACUGUUCAAUCCAGGAAAUAGAUCCCGACGCUUUUAAAACCCUUAGAAACUUGCAGCAGUUGCGGUUGGACAAUAAUAAAUUGAGGAGCGUGAAAGCCGAGUGGUUCAAAGGCUUAAACAGUUUGACUUACCUCGACUUCAAUUACAAUCAAAUAGAAACAAUUGAAGAUGGUGUUUUUGACAACUUGCCAGGUCUGGUGGACUUGAGAAUUGCCGGUAAUAAAUUGCAGUGUGUUAACGUUGACGAAAUGUCCCGUCUCGCGGACUUGAAACGUGUAUUUUUAAAUCGUAAUCCUGAAUUCAAGUGUCCUAAUGCGGUUGAUAAAUUGUUGCAGUCGAAAAAUAUUGAUUAUGAACGUGAUGAUGUGUGGGAAAAAUUAUCUCAUGAUUUAAUUCAACCUACGUCAUCUAAAUUAUUAUCUAGACUUUCUGAAUCAAUUACUCAAGAUCCUAGAGUUUAUGAAAGACCUGAACCAGUAACUGAACCACCUAGAAUUUAUGAAUGGCCAGUAGAAAAAACUGAACCACCUCGUGUUUAUGAAAGACCAGAACUAGUAACAGAACCACCUAGAAUUUAUGAAAGACCAGAACCAGUAACUGAACCACCUCGUAUUUAUGAAUGGCCAGUAGAAAAAACUGAACCACCUAGAAUUUACGAAAGACCAGAACCAGUAACCGAACCACCUAGAAUUUAUGGAAGACCAGAAGUUGUAGGUGAACCACCUCGUGUUUAUGAAUGGCCAGUAGAAAAAACUGAACCACCUCGUGUUUAUGAAAGACCAGAACCAGUAACUGAACCACCUCGUGUUUAUGAAUGGCCAGUAGAAAAAACUGAACCACCUAGAAUUUAUGAAAGACCAGAACCAGUAACAGAACCACCUAGAAUUUAUGGAAGACCAGAAGUCGUAGGUGAAUCACCAAGAUUUUAUGAAAGGCCAGAAGAAGAAACUGAACCACCAAGAAUUUAUGAAAGACCAGAACCAGUAACUGAAAGACCUAACAUUUAUGAGAGAUUUGAUUUAAUCACUGAACCACCAAUAAAUUAUGAAACAACACCAAUAUAUCGUGAACGUUUAAUAAUAACGUACAAACCAGAAUUACCCACUACAAGUAAUAUUAAUUAUCCAGUAACUAUGCAUUAUCCACCAUCUGUUACUUAUCCUGAUAACUCCGACACAUAUAGACCAUCAGAAACAUUACCAACAUCAUUACCAACGAGCAUUUAUUCAAGACCCGAAGCUUCAAGAAAUUUUCCAGACAUGCCGACCCCACCAGUGCUAGAACCAGUACCAGUGCCACAAGAGCCUUACAAUGAACCUUAUUAUCCAAGAUCAUCGACCUCUGAUCCAUAUAGCGCGAUGUGGACGUACCGUCUGCCGACGUCAACGUCCAAAAUAUCCUGGACUUCAAAUUCCGAUGACAUCAACACAUUCGACGACAUUUACUUUCCUGGAAUUGAAACAGGGCCGCCCUCACGGGAGGACAACGACAAUAUUGAUAUCAAUCAUCCGCCGCAUGUCAGUUACCCCACAAGACCUUUCGAAGAAGCGAUUCAUGAAGAGCUGAAGACAGUAAUCCCAAUCGAUCGCCCGCAUUCGCUUGAAAAUUACCAACAGGUCGAAGAAGUACCGCCGGUUACUAUUUUUACUGCUGAGGACUCGACAAACGGAGGACCGGUCACCACUACGACAGAUAAACCGCUGCCUAAUUGCAGUUCUUCGGCUACAGUCGGGAUAUCGGUUGCCGUAUUUUGUUUCACGGUUCUGAACUCGAUUAUACGAACGAUCUAGUCUAAGACGACGUUUGCUAACAAGGAGACGAGAGCAACGGGAGGAGUUGGAGAUGAAAGACUUGUUUAUUUUAUUUUAUUUUAUUUUUUCAUAUAGCUUUGUUUAAAUAUUGAACUCCAGUACCUUUUAAUUAUUAUUAUUAUUUGAAAGCUAUUAACAAGUACCUAAGGAUUUUUUUCACCAUGUAACGUUUCGCGGAUUAAAUAUUUAAAUCUAAUGAUUUCAUCUUUCGAGAUUUAAAUUACAAGGAUGGAUUCAUGCCUCAUUUAAAAUUGAUGGGCAAAGGAAGCUGCUGAAGCUGAACGUCUUGAGAAACAGAUGAAACUUGAAAACGAUGAAAAUAAUAAAUCAAAAAACAAAAAUGAU
Molecule: messenger RNA, 2573 nt
Organism: Microplitis demolitor
Lineage: Eukaryota; Metazoa; Arthropoda; Insecta; Hymenoptera; Braconidae
Exons: 2
Coding region: 165-2207 (680 amino acids)
Cellular component (GO): plasma membrane
Molecular function (GO): protein binding
Source: RefSeq, a predicted model, not a curated record